Messenger RNA from Cygnus atratus (black swan), 2210 nucleotides. It is a transcript of the gene CCT4, whose product is annotated as chaperonin containing TCP1 subunit 4. Gene Ontology annotation, biological process: protein folding. The record is from RefSeq and is a predicted model, not a curated record. Gene Ontology annotation, molecular function: ATP-dependent protein folding chaperone; ATP binding; ATP hydrolysis activity. Bases 428 to 2047 code for a protein of 539 amino acids. Gene Ontology annotation, cellular component: chaperonin-containing T-complex. The transcript is spliced from 14 exons. NCBI's taxonomy places the organism in Eukaryota, Metazoa, Chordata, Aves, Anseriformes, Anatidae.
GCCAGGCGGGAGGCGGCCGCCCAGGCAGAACGGGCCUGGCUACGCCAUUGGCGUAACCCCCGCUAGGCGGGAAACCUCGCCGCGAGGCCCCCGCGCGGCUCGUUCUAGAAGCGGCCCCCGGCCGCCUGUAGGUGUCCGCGCCGUCCGCCUGCACGGGGUUAGUGCCGCUUUCGGGCAGCAGGCGCGGGGAGGGCAGCCGCUCGGCGUGACGUCACGCGGGGCGCCGGCUGGAAGGACCCGGGCGCCUCCUGAGGGUGGCGGCGGCGGCGCCUUCUGGAAGGUUCGCGACCAUCCGCCGCCAUCCGCGGCUCAUCCGUGUCCGCCCGCCUCCCUCCGAGCCCAUCCGAGCCCGCCGUUGCCCACCCGAGGCGGGGCGGCCGUUACCGCAGCGUCGCCGUGCCCGCGGGCCCAUCGGCGGCCAGCGACGAUGCCGGAGAACGCGGGACCCAAGGGCCACGGCCACGGCGGCGGCGGCGGGAGCCGGGCCAAGGGCACGUACCAGGACCGCGACAAGCCCGCCCAGAUCCGCAACAGCAACAUCGCCGCCGGCAAGGCUGUUGCUGAUGCCAUCAGAACGAGCCUCGGACCAAAAGGAAUGGAUAAAAUGAUCCAGGAUGCUAAAGGAGACGUAACGAUCACUAAUGAUGGUGCUACUAUCCUGAAACAAAUGCAGGUUUUGCACCCUGCUGCCAAAAUGUUGGUAGAGCUGUCAAAAGCACAAGAUAUUGAAGCUGGUGAUGGCACUACGUCUGUUGUUGUCAUUGCUGGAGCUCUUCUGGAUGCCUGUUCCAGACUCCUUCAGAAAGGAAUUCACCCCACCAUCAUUUCUGAGUCAUUCCAGAAAGCUUUGGAAAAAGGUAUCGAAGUGUUGACCAACAUGGCACAGCCAGUUGAACUGAGUGACAGAGAAACCUUACUAAAUAGCGCAACUACUUCGCUGAACUCAAAGGUUGUGUGUCAGUAUUCUAGUUUACUUUCUCCCAUGAGUGUGGAUGCAGUGAUGAAGGUGAUCGAUCCAUCUACAGCUAGCAGCGUGGACCUCAGAGAUAUUAAAAUUGUUAAGAAGUUGGGCGGAACAAUUGAUGAUUGUGAACUGGUUGAAGGACUGGUCCUGACUCAGAAGGUGGCGAAUACAGGGGUGACUAGAGUGGAGAAAGCCAAAAUUGGCCUAAUUCAGUUCUGCCUCUCUGCUCCAAAGACAGAUAUGGACAACCAAAUUGUUGUUUCGGAUUAUGCUCAAAUGGACAGAGUACUGCGUGAAGAGAGAGCUUAUAUUCUCAACUUAGUUAAACAAAUUAAGAAGGCUGGAUGCAAUGUGUUGCUGAUUCAGAAAUCUAUUCUGAGGGAUGCUCUUAGUGACCUAGCCCUACAUUUUCUGAACAAAAUGAAGAUCAUGGUGGUUAAAGACAUAGAAAGAGAAGACAUUGAAUUUAUAUGUAAGACGAUUGGAACUAAGCCUGUUGCUCACAUUGACCAAUUUACUCCUGACAUGCUGGGGUCUGCUGAGCUGGCAGAGGAAGUCAACUUGAACAGUUCUGGGAAACUAAUAAAGAUCACAGGCUGUACAAACCCUGGAAAAACUGUAACCAUUGUGGUACGUGGAUCCAACAAACUUGUUCUAGAAGAAGCUGAGCGUUCAAUUCAUGAUGCCUUGUGUGUCAUUAGAUGCUUAGUUAAGAAAAGAGCUUUAAUUGCAGGAGGUGGAGCACCAGAGAUAGAGUUGGCGCUGCGCUUGAAUGAGUAUGCUCGCACUUUGAGAGGUAUGGACUCAUAUUGUGUCCGUGCGUAUGGAGACGCGCUGGAGGUCAUACCAUCCACACUGGCUGAAAAUGCAGGCCUCAAUCCUAUUUCAACGGUGACAGAGCUGAGAAACAGACAUGCUCAAGGAGAGAAAACAGCUGGCAUUAAUGUCAGAAAGGGUGGCAUUUCCAACAUCUUGGAGGAGCUGGUAGUCCAACCACUGCUAGUGUCUGUCAGUGCACUGACUCUUGCCACAGAAACUGUGCGCAGUAUUCUAAAGAUUGAUGAUGUGGUAAACACUCGGUAAGCUGAAUAAUGGAAGUUGGAACCGUGCUCCAGAGCUCCUUCUGUGUAGUCUGAAAUGUGGUUUCCCCACCAAAAGCGCCUGUGUGAAUUGUCUUAAAAAGUCCACAAAGGCUUAUGUACUUUUGUCACAUUAAUUUAAUAAAGUUUCUGGUUUCAACAAGGAA